Marasmius oreades (fairy-ring Marasmius) is the source of this 528-nucleotide messenger RNA. RefSeq lists its product as uncharacterized. Gene Ontology annotation, molecular function: cysteine-type peptidase activity. The record is from RefSeq and is a predicted model, not a curated record. Bases 1 to 528 code for a protein of 175 amino acids. The transcript is spliced from 2 exons. Lineage: Eukaryota; Fungi; Basidiomycota; Agaricomycetes; Agaricales; Marasmiaceae. Gene Ontology annotation, biological process: proteolysis.
AUGAAGCUUAGAGAUGCCAAAUACUGUGUGCGAAAUGCUUCUGUUCUGGAUGCUCUGGUCGCAAACGAAGAGCUUGAUAACCUUUAUCUCCCCUUGCACAUCAAUGGAAAUCAUUGGACGCUGUUAGAGCUAAACCUGUCAGACCACACCAUUAGCUAUGCCGACUCCUUGACCCCCUCGACAGCUCGCCCACCCAAUGACGUUGUCAAAAUUCUUUGUUGGUGGCUAGAUGGCUUGGGCAUUCGGAAACCCCAACCUGCCGUGGUAGCACCUGCAUUUUCCGUCGCUAGACAGCAGGAUAGUUUCUCCUGCGGCGUUAUAGUGUUGAGCACCUUGGCUCAAAUUCUUCUUGGUCGUGCCGCCUGGGCCCCAGAUUAUGCCUCUGACCAUCGCAUGGAAUGGUUUACAUGCCUCGCAGAACACGGUCAUCGGUUGCAGACCCUUGAGAUGGAUGAGGAUGAAGAAGACAUGGAGAACCCUGCAGGAUGUGGAAGCUGGGUCUUGUCCUUUCCCAGAUAUUGCUGUUGA